Humulus lupulus (European hop) is the source of this 1434-nucleotide messenger RNA. RefSeq names its product phenolic glucoside malonyltransferase 1-like. Lineage: Eukaryota; Viridiplantae; Streptophyta; Magnoliopsida; Rosales; Cannabaceae. The transcript has a single exon. The coding region runs from base 1 to 1434 and encodes 477 amino acids. The record is from RefSeq and is a predicted model, not a curated record.
AUGGCGUCACCAAGCACGGCCAAAAUACUUGAGGUCUCCCAUGUCGCUCCUUUUACGGCCUCACCCGAAUCCCCCACCCACUUCAUUCUCCCCUUAACCUUUUUCGAUAUCUUAUGGUUCAAAGUCUCUCCCGUCGAACGUGUUUUCUUCUAUUCUCUCCCUGAAACUAAAGACAGCUUCUUAAGUUCUGUUCUCCCAAAGCUCAAACACACCCUCUCGCUCACACUUCAAUACUUUCUACCUCUAGCCGGGAAACUAACUUGGCCUCAAGAUUCUCAAAAACCAGUCGUUCUUUACACUCCUGGCGACGUCGUUUCGGUCUCCGUGGCCGAGUCUAAUGCUGAAUUUGACCUCCUCGCCUCAAACCAUGCUUUCCAAGCCUCGAUGGUUCGUCCUCUGGUUUCUCCGUUACACGUUACUGAAACAGGGGCUUCGGUAAUAGCUCUUCAAAUCACUGUCUUCCCCCAUUACGGAUUUUCUAUUGGCCUUACUACCCAUCACGCUGUUUUAGAUGGGAAAUCCAUGACGAUGUUUAUGAAGUCGUGGGCUUACUUGUCUAAAGAGAAUCCGCCGUUGUUGCCGGAGCUCACACCCUUUUAUGACCGGACUGCCAUAAUAGAACCAUAUGGGUUUGACACGAUCAGGUUCUUGAAUAAUUGGUUGGGAAAUCCUGGAUUGACGCCGUCAGAUUGUAGAAACAACCCAAAGCUGUUUGAAUUCAUUCAAUUUCAAAGCCAGGAUGAACCCUCCCACUUAUAUCGAGCCACUUUUGAACUGGGCCGCUCUGAUAUAGAUAAACUCCGGCAAUUGGUAUCGUCCAAUUGGGAUAAAACUCAUAUAUCUCCAAAGCCAAAGCUUCAUUUAUCUUCUUUUGUUCUUACGUUUGCUUACGUGUUUGAUUGCAUUCUCAAAGCUACAGAAGGAGAUGAAAGUAAAAAGAAAGUUUUUUUAGGGUUCACAGCUGAUUACCGGAACCGUUUGACACCCCCGGUGUCUGAUAAUUACUUCGGCAGCUGCGUAGGAUUCAAGAUGACUUAUGACAACAUGAGGGGGCACUUUUUUGGUAGCGAAGAAGAUUCGCUUACUGCUGUUGCGGUGAAGAUUAGUGGUUUGGUGAACGAGUUGGGCAAUCAGAACGAUGUUUUGAAAGAAGCAGAAUAUUUGUUAUCGAAUAUGGGUUCAAUAGUGUCUGAAAAAUCUCAUGGCGUUGGAGUAGCUGGGUCGCCGAGGUUCGGCGUUUACAACAUAGAUUUUGGAUGGGGACGGCCAAAGAAGGUGUCUGUCAUAUCUAUAGAGAAUGGGUCCAUUUCAAUGGCGGAGUCUAGAGAUGGUGACGGCGGCGUUGAGGUAGGUUUGGUUUUGAAGAAACAACAAAUGGAUCUUUUUGCUUCUGCGUUCGCUACCGGUCUCAGCAAUAUUUUAUCUAUUGUUUAA